Impatiens glandulifera is the source of this 1101-nucleotide messenger RNA. RefSeq lists its product as uncharacterized. The record is from RefSeq and is a predicted model, not a curated record. Lineage: Eukaryota; Viridiplantae; Streptophyta; Magnoliopsida; Ericales; Balsaminaceae. The transcript is spliced from 5 exons. The coding region runs from base 1 to 1101 and encodes 366 amino acids.
AUGAUCGAGGAAAAACAUACAUGCCCAAGGAUAUUACUUUUUAUAGCCUCCAGAAGCAACACCAACACUAGCCAAGAGGUAUCCAAUGCCCUUUUCAAAUGCAAUGUCUUUAACAAGAUUCAUGAGUCUGAGGAGGAGAAGACGAACUACUGUGGGGAUGAAUUUGAAGAAAUGGGAGAUUACAUUUAUGAUGAUUUAUUUGAGGUGGAUGGUAGGAAGAGAAAGAAUGAAGAUGGUACUCCCAAACAAACGCUCAAGAGGAGAAAACCAAUUAAAAGGACAACAAUUAAGAGGACCGAGAAGUCAUUUAGUGAUGAAUCUAGCGAAGACAACUCUCGGUCUACUACUCGUGAAUCAAGCCAUGUCCCUUCAGCAACGAAUCCUCAAAAGAAAGAAGACAGUUCUCCUACUAGGCAAGACAAGUUUGAUGACAAGUUUGACAAUCCGGUGACUAAAGCCCAGAAUGAUGACAAGUUUGAUGAGCUUACAAAGGAUGUGAAGGAGUUGACAAGGGAUGUGAAGGAGCUGAAAACUGAAAUGAAGGUAGUGAAAGAGGAUCAACGGGUUAUGUUCAAUCACAUAAUCCAAUUAUUGGGUGAAAUAAAACAACAAAAGAAUGAUGUUGCUGCUGAUGAUGAUUUAGUGGAGAAGGAUUUGGAAAUCAACAAAGAUGUUGCUGAUGAGAAUGAUGAUAAUGAUGUUGCCGAUGGAUUGGAGAUGAUAAACAAUGAUGAUGUUGGGUUGGAGGAUGCUGCUGUUGAUGGUUUGGAGAUGAUAAACAAUGCUGCUGUUGUUGAUGAUGACAAAGAUUCUGCUGUUAUCAACAAAGAAGCUGUUGUUGAUGUUGAUCAAAACAAAGAUGCUUCUGCUGUUGAUGGUUUAGAGAUGAACAAAGAAGCUGUUGUUGAUGAUGAUCAAAACAAAGAUGCUGCUGCUGUUGAUGAUUAUGAUAGUGAACUGUUGGAUGAGUUGAAACAAUGGCUGAAGCUGGAGGAUGAAGACAAGAUAAAUCUGGUUCUUUUCCAUGCUGGUCGAGAAUUGUUUAACAGAAUGUUGAGGCCUCAGAAUUGGCUACAUGAUCACCAGGUUAAAGAGAAAUAG